CUGCAGGCACACAGGAUGGGGAGGACAUUGGGCACACAGGAGGAUGAGCAAAUGCUUUUUCUUCCAGGUGUAAAGUGCAAGUGCUCGAGGAAAGGGCCGAAAAUAAGAUUCUCUAAUGUACGGAAGCUGGAAAUAAAACCGAGGUACCCAUUUUGUGUGGAGGAGAUGAUUAUCGUGACCCUGUGGACGAAAGUGAGAGGUGAGCAGCAGCACUGCCUGAACCCCAAACGCCAGAACACAGUGAGGCUGCUGAAGUGGUACCGAGUAUGGAAGGAGAAGGGCAGGGUUUAUGAAGAAUAGGAGGCGGUGGUAUGAGGAAUGGAGAGGACUCCCUUGGCUGGCGUAGGACUGGGCUCUGCAGAAGAUUAUUUCUCUCACAGACAUAAGACAAAUUCUAUAUUACUACAAAGCACUUUUUACCAAGGGUCAGUUUUUACAUUUUAUAGCCGUGUGCAAAAGGCUUCCAGAUUUCACAAGCAUUUGUUGCACUUCAGAUUUCACACCUGCCUGCAUCGUAUCGAGGUUGGGGAAAAAAAAAA
This is a messenger RNA of Meleagris gallopavo (turkey), 539 nucleotides long. NCBI's taxonomy places the organism in Eukaryota, Metazoa, Chordata, Aves, Galliformes, Phasianidae. The record is from RefSeq and is a predicted model, not a curated record.